AUAAUAUUUGAAUGAAAGCCUCACAAGGCUCUCUUGACAGAAAAAUUGUACCUUGUAAAAUAAACAAACAAAAUUCAUAUUUAAUAGUACAUAAUAAGCGGAAGUGCUCAGUCGUUGCAUAAUAUAAUAAUAAAAUUUUGCUCUGGACAGCAUCUGCCUGCACUCUUGUUUAAUGCAUCUCCAAAGCAUGAUGCGAUUUUGGACAACUAUAUUAUUUGCUCUGCUCUUUGCUUUUCCUUUGAUUCAGGGCAAAACUCUGAAAGAAUGGCAGCAAUUUGCAAAGGAUGCUAGAAAGGAGUGCGCAGAGCAACUUGAAUUGAGCGAUGCGGAAUUUAAUAAUUUUAACAGCACGCUUAAAGAAAAGAAUAAUCUGGCGGAUUUCACGGCCAAGCAAAGGUGUUUUAUGAAAUGUGUCACUGAAAAACUUACUGGAGAAAGCAUGAAUGACAUGGAAAAAUUCAUGGGGCGUACCAAAAAACUUUUGGACGAAAUUCCAUUCAACAUUUCAUCAACUAAAAAGGAGAAAUUAUCAGAAAUAAUCAUUGAAUGCCAAAAUUUGAGAGGCGAGAAUGAUUGUGACACCAUUGUCUUAAUUCAGCUAUGUGAAAAGGAAAAGCUUCAAAAGUUUGAUUUUGCAACUGAUGAUAAAGGCGAUGAAUGAUGGGAGUAACUUGGCAAUAACAAUGGCAACAUUUGGAAUAAAUUUAUACGCAAUGUAUUGAUAAAAAAGUAAAAAAUAAAUAUAUAGAUAAGAUUAAUUAGUUUCUUACAAAA
This is a messenger RNA of Neocloeon triangulifer, 774 nucleotides long. Its product is annotated as general odorant-binding protein 56a-like. The record is from RefSeq and is a predicted model, not a curated record. The coding region runs from base 173 to 661 and encodes 162 amino acids. NCBI's taxonomy places the organism in Eukaryota, Metazoa, Arthropoda, Insecta, Ephemeroptera, Baetidae. Gene Ontology annotation, molecular function: odorant binding. The transcript has 7 exons.